CUCUUUUGUCUUCGACCUCUCGACACGGCAUAGUUCCACAAAUUAUUAGUGUCUCGUCGGCCUCGUUCUCUAAGGCAAAGAGCCGUAGUAAAUAUUCUCCAUCGAACGAGCUAAAGCGAGUAUGAGUAUGGUCGAGAAAGAGAAAGAUGGUGAGGCUCAGGCCGGAGAAGAGACCACCAAUUUGGUUGUUCCAUGGAUGAGAGCUCCCGUUAACGUCAGCCUUGUCGAUAGCUGCUCACUCGAAACCCUCCCUUGUCUUCAUCCCAGGUUGAAGGAGGCGUUGGAAAAGAUGGGUAUAUCUUCACUCUUUCCAGUGCAAGUUGCAGUUUGGCAUGAGACAAUAGGACCAGGCGGCUUCGAAAGAGACAUCUGUGUUAACUCUCCUACAGGAAGUGGAAAGACUCUCUCUUACGCUUUACCGAUUGUCCAGACCCUUUCAUCUCGUGCUGUUAGAUGCCUCCGUGCUUUAGUCGUUUUGCCCACUCGUGAUUUGGCCUUGCAGGUGAAGGGUGUUUUUGAUGCUAUAGCACCAUCUGUGGGGUUAUCCGUUGGUUCAGCUGUGGGUCAAUCUUCGAUAGCUGGCGACAUCGCGCAGCUCAUCAACACACCUAAACUCGAUGCAGGGAUAUGCUAUGAUCCUGAGGAUAUAACAUCGCAGAGCCUUGAGAGUAGUGCUGUGGACAUAUUAGUUGCAACACCAGGAAGGUUGAUGGACCAUAUCAAUAACACAAAGGGCUUUACCCUUGAGCAUUUGCGUUACCUUGUCGUGGAUGAAACCGAUAGAUUGCUUAGUGAGUCAUAUCAAGACUGGCUCCCAACUGUUCUGAAACUGACUCAGGCAUCCGACGAUGGCUUGUUUCCUUCUUCUACUACACCUUUUGUUCCUUCCUCUUUUGGUUCUCUUCAGACUAUCCGUAGGCAAAGUGUGGAGAGAGGUUUCAAGGGUAAACCAUACCCAAGGCUGGCGAAGUUGGCUUUAUCAGCUACAUUGACACAGAACCCAAGCAAGCUUAUUCAGCUUGACCUGCAUCACCCUUUAUUCAUGACAACUGGUGCAAAACGAUACAGAUUACCCGAGAAGUUGGAAUGUCUCAGACUGAUUUGUGAAACCGGGGUGAAGCCUGUAUACUUGGUUGGUCUUUUGAAAUCACUGGAAGGUGAAAAGUGUAUCGUUUUCACAUCUUCUGUUGAGACAACUCGCCGUCUGUGCAAGCUACUCAACUUUUUCGGUGAUUCAAUGAUAAAAGCAAAAGAGUAUUCAGGUGGUCUUAACCAAGCAGUUCGGAGCAAAGAACUAAAGGCAUUCAGAAAAGGAGAUGUUCAAGUUCUUAUUUCAUCUGAUGCUUUGACUCGUGGAAUGGAUGUUGAAUUGGUAACAAAUGUCAUUAAUUACGACAUGCCUCAUCGUCCAAAGACCUUCAUCCAUCGUGCUGGACGGACAGCUAGAGCUGGUCGUGCCGGACGGUGCUUCACAUUGCUAGGUGAUCAUGAGGUGAGACGAUUUUCAAAUCUCUUGAAGAAAAUUGGGAAUGCUUCAUGCCCAAUCUAUCCAAUCCCAUCCGAUUUGUUUAAUCCUGUCCGUGCCAUUUACGAACCUGCUCUGGCGAAGCUGAAGGAGUCGGUUGAACCAAUCGCACCGAAAAGAGGAAGACAAGUAGGUUUUAAGCACAAUUCAAGAACUACAAAACGCAACAAAGCGACAUCGGAACAAGCAUAGUUUUGGUCUUGGUGUCGCACGGGUUAAAUACUCGAACAGGUCGGAUUCAGUAGCGUUUAAAAUGCUGACACCUCAAAUUCUUCAGAAAUUUUGGAAUGAUUGUUGCUUUUCGUCCAAUUUUGAUGGCUUUUUUCAACUGCGCUUCGUAUAUUUUUUUAGUACUCGAGAGGAUGUGUUGCUCACUUUAGUUUUUUCAGUCAACAACGAAAAUCCCUAUUAACAGAUUCUGGCAA
Molecule: messenger RNA, 1950 nt
Organism: Raphanus sativus (radish)
Lineage: Eukaryota; Viridiplantae; Streptophyta; Magnoliopsida; Brassicales; Brassicaceae
Product: DEAD-box ATP-dependent RNA helicase 1
Exons: 9
Coding region: 122-1717 (531 amino acids)
Cellular component (GO): nucleus
Molecular function (GO): nucleic acid binding; ATP binding
Source: RefSeq, a predicted model, not a curated record